CUGUCCAUCAUGUCUGCUGUCUUCCGACGAAGUGCACGAGAAAUAUGCAGGCGGUCGACGCUUUUUAGAGCUUCGACACGGCUACCAUUGCACUCUCCACCAAAAUGCAUACACUCCACUGCCUUUCGUGAACUCAGCACCACGCCUGUGAGGCGGUAUGCCAAGAUACAGCCGACGCCGCCAGGGAAGAUAUCUAGACUACUGGCGUCCCCUUCCCCCGAAUACAUUGAGAAGGAGGAGAUCAGUGUGGACCUUGUACCACCAGAGCAAGCACGUCUGGAAAUAACAGACCGUGCAGCAGAGCACCUUCAGCGCGUCGCCAACCAGCAGACGGAGCCCCUCGCUGGCCUACGAAUAUUGGUCGAGUCCGGGGGCUGCCAUGGCUAUCAGUACAAGAUGACCAUGUCUACCGCGCCCCAACCAGACGAUUAUCACUUCGAACAUCCGGAUGUCAAGCCAUCCAAUAUCUAUGUCGACGCAGUCUCGUUGGCGCUCCUCAAUGGCUCGACGAUCGACUAUGCCACGGAGCUCAUUGGCAGCGCGUUCCGGGUGGCGGCAAAUCCUCAUGCAACGGACGGAGGUUGCGGAUGCGGCGUUAGCUGGGAGCUCAAGGUGUAGUUGCACCGUCGGCGUGCCGGGAGCUGUCCACAACCUAUCACGAGUAUACUACACUGCCAUGCCUAAUGCCACAUCUCAUCAGGACAAUUGUAUUCUAUCGACCAUGGUCACUCAUAUCAUCGCUCACACACCGUUCGUCUGCAGCAUGGACCGCUCGCCUGCAAGCUGCAACGACAAAUAAAUAGCAAAAUACAUAAGGAUGCCAACGAUACCGUCAACUGUAUAUGUCUACGCCGCCCAACCACUUGCCGGUUGCAUUCGCUCUUGCAGGGACACGACAGGAGGCCUCUGAUAUCGCACUGGCUCGAUUCUCCCGUACACCGGCGUCGUCCCAUCAUACGGCAUCCCUUGCUCCUCCCACGACUUCACGACCUCCUUCGUCACGAAGACGC
This is a messenger RNA of Schizophyllum commune H4-8, 1010 nucleotides long. RefSeq lists its product as uncharacterized. Gene Ontology annotation, cellular component: mitochondrion. The coding region runs from base 10 to 618 and encodes 202 amino acids. The transcript has 3 exons. The record is from RefSeq and is a predicted model, not a curated record. Gene Ontology annotation, molecular function: 2 iron, 2 sulfur cluster binding; 4 iron, 4 sulfur cluster binding; iron ion binding. NCBI's taxonomy places the organism in Eukaryota, Fungi, Basidiomycota, Agaricomycetes, Agaricales, Schizophyllaceae. Gene Ontology annotation, biological process: iron-sulfur cluster assembly.